Molecule: messenger RNA, 2259 nt
Organism: Hydatigera taeniaeformis
Lineage: Eukaryota; Metazoa; Platyhelminthes; Cestoda; Cyclophyllidea; Taeniidae
Source: the annotation of a GenBank genome assembly
AUUGUUCGCAACGGAGCUGCCGCUAAAGUUCUAUCAAAUUUCUGCCGAUCUGCUCAUAAUACGGAUGCGUUUUACUAUAACGACAAGUUCGUUCCAGGAGAGUCGCAAUUUGAGAAAGUUCUCAUCGCAAAUCGCGGUGAAAUAGCUUGCCGCGUUAUAGCUACAUGUCGACGAUUGGGCAUAAAAACAGUCGCUGUCUAUAGCGAAGCUGAUGCUGACUCUCCAUUUGUCCACAUGGCUGAUGAGGCCAUUUCUAUCGGGCCUUCACCCUCUACUCAGUCUUAUCUCAACAUAUGCGCAAUUGUGGACGCUAUUAGAACUACCGGUGCGGAGGCUGUUCAUCCCGGAUACGGUUUCCUCUCUGAGAGCUACAUUUUCGCCAGAAAGCUUGCCGAUAUGGGUGUUUGUUUUGUGGGUCCCAAUCCAGAGGCUCUUCGUUUGAUGGGAAACAAGGUUGAGAGCAAAAGUAUUGCUGCUAAGGUCGGUGUCACUUGUAUUCCUGGUUCCGACAAAGCCGUAAACGAUGCUGAGGAAGCCUUGGAGAUAGCCAACGUCCUUGGCUAUCCGGUCAUGGUAAAGGCGCUGAUUGGAGGUGGUGGUAAAGGAAUGCGAAUAGUGAGGAAUGAUGGAGAGCUUCUUGAAGCUCUGCGGCUUUCAAGAGCUGAAGCUCAGGCCAGUUUUGGUGAUGACCGAGUCCUUCUUGAGCGUUGUUUAAUCGCCCCGAGGCACAUUGAAGUUCAGGUGCUCUGCGACAAACAUGGAAAUGUGCUACAUCUGUAUGAACGCGACUGUUCCAUUCAACGGCGGAAUCAGAAGUUGAUAGAAGAGGCACCCAGCCUCUUUCUCAACUCUUACACCGACCUACGUCGACGUAUUUGCGACCAGGCUGUCGCGGUGGCGCGCGCUGUUGGAUAUGAUUCCGCUGGCACCGUGGAAUUCCUUUUUGAUGAUAGAAGUCACGACUUUUACUUCUUGGAGAUGAACACACGCCUCCAAGUCGAGCAUCCUGUCACAGAGUGCAUCACUGGUGUGGACAUUGUUCAUCAGAUGCUACGAGUAGCCAAAGGCCAUCGAUUGCUCUAUCGUCAGGAUGAUAUUUCUACACACGGUUGGGCUAUGGAGUGUCGUGUCUGUGCGGAGAAUCCACGAAAGGCUUUCGGGUUGCCCGCAGUUGGUCAACUUACCUCGUACCGAGAACCUAGUCACAUACAUGGUGUACGGUGUGAUUCUGGUGUGACAGAGGGCUCUGAAAUCUCUGUAUUCUAUGACACUCUCGUUUGCAAACUCAUUGCUUAUGGCACCGAUCGAAAGGCGGUGAUAGAUAUAAUGAAGAAGGCGUUAGAUAGCUUUAUUAUCCGCGGUGUGACUACCAAUCUUCCCCUGUUGAGGGAUAUUGUAAGUGAAGCGGGUUUUGUUUCCGGCGAGUUCACAACUGAUCAUCUUUUGAAGACCUAUCCAGAUGGAUUCAGGGGCGCACGACUUGACGAAUCAGAGGUAUAUAAACUAGUCGCUCUCGCUUCUGCGAUCAAUGUCAAAGCCGCCAUUCGAAAUUACAUAGAUAUGAGGCAAGUUUUCCUCUAUUCCAACAGUAGACUUGUUUGUCAAGUCAUAACUGGCGUAAUAAUUAUUACUCGAUUGGUGAAGUUGUGUGACGCAGCUCAUUUCUUUUUCUUUUGCAGAAAACUGGACAAUACACCCUUUUAUCUGGUGGUCAGUGCUACAGACGACUCGACAUUAGUAAAAGUCCAGGUCACUCGGGAGGAUGACUUCUUUAAGGUCAAAUUGGAACCCUUCACAUCAAAGACGGCCUCGACUAGAGUAUUAAUGGUGGCAGACAAUUUCACUCUAGCAGAUGACAUUAUUGAACAGAAGUUUGAUGACCAGCAGGCGAUAAUCUUCCAGUUCCGAGGACGUAAUCAUGUUGGAGAUGUGUGUUUACAGUACAGAGGAAGCAAGUUUUGGCUUCGAAUCCGCCCGGAAAAGGCGGCAGCUCUGGAGUCUGCCUUUAUUACACCUUACAGACGGAAGAAAAAACCGAAAUUGCCCAUUUCUGUUCUUCGGGCCCCAUUGCCUGGUCUUGUAACGUCGAUUUCAGUGGAUGUUGGGCAAGCAGUGGAGGAGGAUCAGGAGUUGUGCAUUCUGGAGGCCAUGAAGAUGCACAACUCCCUGCAUGCUGCCCACUCCGGGAUCGUGAAAGCGGUGAAUGUUAGACCGGGUCAAAUUGUUGCAGAAGGAGAGGUCAUUUUAGAACUGGAGUAG